Molecule: messenger RNA, 13686 nt
Organism: Coregonus sp. 'balchen'
Lineage: Eukaryota; Metazoa; Chordata; Actinopteri; Salmoniformes; Salmonidae
Source: the annotation of a GenBank genome assembly
GACGAUGAGCAUGCUCUGAUCCUGCAGUACUGCCAGACCCUUGGGGGGGAGGGAUCUCCCUGCAGCCAGCCGCAGAGCCCCGCCCAGAUCCUACAGGCUGUGGAGAGGGAGGAGCGUGGAGAGCUGGAGCGAAUCAUCCAGCGCCUGGAGGACGAGCAGAAGUACGCGAUAGGUCAACGGAGUAGUCUGUCAAAUGUCAGCACUACUGUGUUCCGCCCUCUUACUAAAAGUGAUGCUCAGCACACACACACACACACACACACUCACCUCAGGCUGUCUCACUCAGCUCUUGCUCCUCCCCCCUCAUCUCUCUCUCCCUCUCCCUCUUUGAUUGGUGGAUAGAGGUAGUGUAAGGACAACGGUGACUGUGCACUCACUCUAUUGUUCUUGGAGCUGCUGUGUUUCUGUCUGAGGCAGUUGCUGUAUCUGAGUGAUUUAGCACUGCUCACAGUCUUCUUUAUGAGCCAGGCUAUAAGCCAGUUAAAGUACCACAGUCAGUCUGGAGGCCACAGCUCUAUACAGUUCUAAACAGACAGAGAUGAACACAGGGCCAGGACCUCUCUGUACAGUGGCUUUACAUAGGAUUGUACUGAGAGAGAGGGGGGGGGGCAGGAAGAUUUUAGUAGUGCUGUUGGGUUCAUCAUAUUAUAUGUGCGGAGCGAUUGUGUGGUGAGCCGUGUGUGUGUCUGACUUCUGCAUCUCCCUAACCCCAUCUCUGUGUGACUCCCCCAGGACCCUGAAAAGGGAGUAUGAACAGCUGAAGGAGCAGCACGGGGGCCAGAGGGGGCCUGGGUCUGUGGGGCAUUGGGACCCUGAGGGGUCCUCUCACCCCGGUGGUCCUGGCGAGGCUGACCUGCUGGCUGAGGCCAAACUGCUGCGCCAGCACAAGAGCCGUCUGGAGGACCGCAUGCACAAACUGGAGGAGCACAACAAGCAGCUGGAGUCCCAGCUCCACCGGCUCAGACAGCUACUGCACCAGGUGGGCAACACAUAGAGAGACACGUACAGUAUACACACACACACAUGCUCACACUCAGUGGUGUAAAGUACUUAAGUAAAAAUACUUUAAAGUACUACUUAAGUAAUUUUUGGGGGUACCUGUACUUUACUUUACUAUUUAUAUUUUUGACUACUUUUACUUUUUUUUUUAACCUUUAUUUAACCAGGUAAGCCAGUUGAGAACAAGUUCUCAUUUACAACUGCGACCUGGCCAAGAUAAAGCAAAGCAGUGCGGUAAAAACAACAACAACACAGAGUUACAUAUGGAAUAAACAAAACGCACAGUCAAUAACACAAUAGAAAAUCUAUAUACAGUGUGUGCAAAUGUAGUAAGUUAUGGAGGUAAGGCAAUAAAUCAAAUCAAAUACAAUUUUAUUGGCCACAUGUGCCGAAUACAACAAGUGCAGACAUUACAGUGAAAUGCUUACUUACAGCCCUUAACCAACAGUGCAUUUAUUUUAAAUAAAAAAGUAGAAUAAAACAACAAAAAAGUGUUGAGAAAAAAAGAGCAGAAGUAAAAUAAAAUAACAGUAGGGAGGCUAUAUACAGUGAGGAGAACAAGUAUUUGAUACACUGCUGAUUUUGCAUGUUUUCCUACUUACAAAGCAUGUAGAGGUCUGUCAUUUUUAUCAUAGGUACACUUCAACUGUGAGAGACGGAAUCUAAAACAAAAAUCCAGAAAAUCACAUUGUAUGAUUUUUAAGUAAUUAAUUUGCAUUUUAUUGAAUAACAUAAGUAUUUGAUACAUCAGAAAAGCAGAACUUAAUAUUUGGUACAGAAACCUUUGUUUGCAAUUACAGAGAUCAUACGUUUCCUGUAGGUCUUGACCAGGUUUGCACACACUGCAGCAGCAGAGAUUUUGGCCCACUCCUCCAUACAGACCUUCUCCAGAUCCUUCAGGUUUCGGGGCUGUCGCUGGGCAAUACGGACUUUCAGCUCCUUCCAAAUAUGUUCUAUUGGGUUCAGGUCUGGAGACUGGCUAGGCCUACUCCAGGACCUUGAGAUGCUUCUUACGGAGCCACUCCUUAGUUGCCCUGGCUGUGUGUUUCGGGUCGUUGUCAUGCUGGAAGACCCAGCCACGACCCAUCUUCAAUGCUCUUACUGAGGGAAGGAGGUUGUUGGCCAAGAUCUCGCGAUACAUGGCCCCAUCCAUCCUCCCCUCAAUACGGUGCAGUCGUCCUGUCCCCUUUGCAGAAAAGCAUCCCCAAAGAAUGAUGUUUCCACCUCCAUGCUUCACGGUUGGAAUGGUGUUCUUGGGGUUGUACUCAUCCUUCUUCUUCCUCCAAACACGGCGAGUGGAGUUUAGACCAAAAAGCUCUAUUUGUGUCUCAUCAGACCACAUGACCUUCUCCCAUUCCUCCUCUGGAUCAUCCAGAUGGUCAUUGGCAAACUUCAGACGGGCCUGGACAUGCGCUGGCUUGAGCAGGGGGACCUUGCGUGCUCUGCAGGAUUUUAAUCCAUGACGGCGUAGUGUGUUACUAAUGGUUUUCUUUGAGACUGUGGUCCCAGCUCUCUUCAGGUCAUUGACCAGGUCCUGCCGUGUAGUUCUGGGCUGAUCCCUCACCUGCCUCAUGAUCAUUGAUGCCCCACGAGGUGAGAUCUUGCAUGGAGCCCCAGACCGAGGGUGAUUGACCGUCAUCUUGAACUUCUUCCAUUUUCUAAUAAUUGCGCCAACAGUUGUUGCCUUCUCACCAAGCUGCUUGCCUAUUGUCCUGUAGCCCAUCCCUGCCUUGUGCAGGUCUACAAUUGUAUCCCUGAUGUCCUUACACAGCUCUCUGGUCUUGGCCAUUGUGGAGAGGUUGGAGUCUGUUUGAUUGAGUGUGUGGACAGGUGUCUUUUAUACAGGUAACGAGUUCAAACAGGUGCAGUUAAUACAGGUAAUGAGUGGAGAACAGGAAUGCUUCUUAAAGAAAAACUAACAGGUCUGUGAGAGCCGGAAUUCUUACUGGUUGGUAGGUGAUCAAAUACUUAUGUCAUGCAAUAAAAUGCAAAUUAAUUAUUAAAAAAUCAUACAAUGUGAUUUUCUGGAUUUUUGUUUUAGAUUCCGUCUCUCACAGUUGAAGUGUACCUAUGAUAAAAAUUACAGACCUCUACAUGCUUUGUAAGUAGGAAAACCUGCAAAAUCGGCAGUGUAUCAAAUACUUGUUCUCCCCACUGUAUACAGUGGGGUACUGGUGUAGAGUCAAUGUGCGGGGGCACCGGCUAGUUGAGGUAGUUGAAGUAAUAUGUACAUGUGGGUAGAGUUAAAGUGACUAUGCAUAAAUAAUUAACAGAGUAGUAGCAGCGUAAAAAGAUGGGGUGGGGUGGCAGUGCAAAUAGUCUGGGUAGCCAUGAUUAGCUGUUCAGGAGUCUUAUGGCUUGGGGGUAGAAGCUGUUGAGAAGUCUUUUGGACCUAGACUUGGCACUCCGGUACCGCUUGCCGUGCGUUAGCAGAGAGAACAGUCUAUGACUAGGGUGGCUGGAGUCUUUGACAAUUUUGAGGGCCUUCCUCUGACACCGCCUGGUAUAGAGGUCCUGGAUGGCAGGAAGCUUGGCCCCAGUGAUGUACUGGGCCGUACGCACUACCCUCUGUAGUGCCUUGCGGUCGGAGGCCAAACAGUUGCCAUACCAGGCGGUGAUGCAACCAGUCAGGAUGCUCUCGAUGGUGCAGCUGUAUAACUUUUUGAGGAUCUGAGGACCCAUGCCAAAUCUUUUCAGUCUCCUGAGGGAGAAUAGGCUUUGUCGUGCCCUCUUCACGACUGUCUUGGGUGUGUUUGGACCAUGAUAGUUCGUUGGUGAUGUGGACACCAAGGAACUUGAAGCUCUCAACCUGUUCCACUACAGCCCCGUCAAUGAGAAUGGGGGCGUGCUCAGUCCUCUUUUUUUUCCUGUAGUCCACAAUCAUCUCCUUUGUCUUGGUCACGUUGAGGGAGAGGUUGUUAUCCUGGCACCACACGGCCAGGUCUCUGACCUCCUCCCUAUAGGCUGUCUCAUCGUUGUCGGUGAUCAGGCCUACCACUGUUGUGUCGUCGGCAAACUUAAUGAUGGUGUUGGAGUCGUGCCUGGCCAUGCAGUCAUGGGUGAACAGGGAGUACAGGAGGGGACUGAGCACGCACCCCUGAGGCCCUCGUGUUGAGGAUCAGUGUGGCAGAUGUGUUGUUACCUACAAUAGGCCAUAGUGCAAAAUAAUUACAAUUAUAAUUUAGUAUUAACACUGGAGUGAUAGAUGUGCAGAAGAUGAUGUGCAAAUAGAGAUACUGGGGUGCAAAUGAGCAAAAUAAAUAACAAUGUAAAUAACAAUAUGGGGAUGAGGUAGUUGGGUGGGCUAAUUACAGAUGGUCUGUGUUCAGGUGCAGUGAUCGGUAAGCUGCUCUGACAACUGAUGCUUAAAGAUACUGAGGGAGAUAAGUGUCUCCAGCUUCAGAGAUUUUUGCAGUUCGUUCGUACUUCACUACAUUUCUAAAGAAAAUAAUGUACUUUUUACUCCAUACAUUUUCCCUGACACCCAAAAGUACUUGUUACAUGUUGAGUGCUUAGCAGGACAGGAAAAUGGUCCAAAUUCACACACUUAUCAAGAGAACACGUGGUCAUCCCUACUGCCUCUGAUCUGGCAGACUCACUAAACACAAAUGCAUCGUUUGUAAAUUAUGUCUGAGUGUUGGAGUGUACCCCUGGCUAUCCAUACAUUUUAAAAACAAAAAAAUGGUGCCAUCUGGUUUGCUUUAUAUAAGGAAUUUGAAAUGAUUCAUACUUUUACUUUUGAUACUUAAGUAUAGUUUAGCAAUUACAUUUAGACUUUUACUCAAGUAGUAUUUAACUGGGUGACUUUCACUUUUACUUGAGUAACUUUCUGUUAAGGUAUCUUUACUUUUACUCAAGUAUGACAAUUGGGUACUUUUUCCACCACUGCUCACACUCCACCUCGGACAGCCAGCCACUGCAACAGAUGUGCUAACACACACACAAACAUGCUUGUUCCACCUGUGGCAUUCAUUUUAUUGCACUGAUCAUGCAACAACAACAACAACAAUUCCUUCUCAGCCCUAGAAAGUGGCCUUGUUUUUAUCAUAACUCAUUCCUGAUCACAGGGAUUUGUGUGCCAUUAAAAUCCUUGGGCGGGCCGCCUAAGCAUUUUUUCGGGACGCCUAACUUUGUUUUUAUGGAAAAAUGCUUUCAUUGUAAACUUAAACGACUAAAACCAGAUAUAAAGUAUGUAGAAAAGAUAAUGGACCAAUAUAUUUUUUUAUAAUCUUUGAGAACUAACAAUCACCAAAAUAAAAGCCCCUUUAUGAUGCAGAAAAAACCCUGUAUCGUGAGUAUUCAUCCCAGGGCUACUAAGCGCUCCCUAUCCAGUAACCCAAUCCAUCUCUGCUCUGUUUAUGCCUCUCCUGAUCACUCAAUAAGUUUGGAUGACUUUUUAGGUGUGUGGAAAAUAAAAGCCAACCAACCAAACGGAGUCAGUCAGAGUUGGUAAACAGCUGGCAGGCAGGUAUUGACUCGGGGCUCUGGAGCUGGAAGCUGUGGUGGAUAAUCAGGAGUCUUAAAGCAGUACUUGUAGUUAAAUCAUAUCCAGGUUUAUUUCCCUGUUCGUUACAACUUUAAAACUUGGGGAAAAUGGAAUGGGAACAAUAAUCAAAAUCCAACUGUUCCUGCCCAUGCCAAACAUUCUUCUCAGUUAGCCACACAGGUGUGUGGAAUCUGCUCAUUAUGAGUGCUGUUGGGUGUGGCCCGCCUGUAGUGGCGCUCUCCACUGCCAUGGUGCUGAACAGUCAGCUCUUUUCUCCCACAGUGGCUAGCGGUAGCAAUCCACGGUCCUGAAAUACUUCGGUGCACUAUUUAUAUAGGCACAUUCUGGGAGCUCACAGGUCAACAUUACAUUUCUUCAUUUAGUUACAACAGAGGCAGAGCAUUAAGCAACCUCCGCCUGGGGGAAGAUAACGUGACUCGGCUGAUUCUUAGGGGAUAAAGGCCUCAUUUAAACUUUGCAAGACACACACACACACACACCACUUCCUCUAGAGCCCAGAGUCCUGAGGUAGCCAGAUCCUGACUUCAUGAUGGGAGAAACAAAUCCAAUUUACAGGGAUCAAUGAGAAUGACUAAUCCUACAAACGUGCUCUGACAUUCACAGAAUAGAUUUUCAUAUUUUCAGCCCAGCAUUGUCAGUUUAUGGCCAAACAAAUGUGUUGUCUAUAUUUAUCACAACAAGAACAUCAACAGUUUUACAAUAUUACAACUUAGUGUAGUUGUAUUGAAGGGACUUUUCUUAACUCCGAAUCAAUUGCAAUCAAAUCAAAUCAAAUUGUAUUUGCCACAUGCACCGAAUACAACAGGUGAAAUGCUUACUUAUAAGCCCUUAACCAACAAUGCAGUUUUAAGAAAAAUAAGAGUUAAUAAAAUAUUUACUAAAUAAAGUUUUAAAAAAGUAACACAAUAAAAUAACAAUAACGCAGCUAUACACAGGGGGUACCGGUACCGAGUCAAUGUGCGGGGGUACAGUUUAGCCGAGGUAAUUGAGGUAAUAUGUACAUGUACACUACCGUUCAAAGGUUUGGGGUCACUUAGACAUUUCCUUGUUUUCGAAAGAAAAGCAAUUUUCUUGUCCAUUAAAAUAACAUAAAAUUGAUCAGAAAUACAGUGUAGACCUUGUUAAUGUUGUAAAUGGCUAUUGUAGCUGGAAACGGCUGAUUUUUUUAUGGAAUAUCUACAUAGGCGUACAGAGGCCCAUUAUCAGCAACCAUCAGUCCUGUGUUCCAAUGGCACGUUGUGUUUGCUAAUCCAAGUUUAUCAUUAGAAAACCCUUUUGCAAUUAUGUUAGCACAGCUGAAAACUAUUGUGCUGAUUAAAUAAGCAAUAAAACUGGCCUUCUUGAGACUAGUUGAGUAUCUGGAGCAUCAGCAAUUGUGGGUUCGAUUACAGGCUUAAAAUGGCCAGAAACGAAUAACUUUCUUCUGAAACUCGUCAGUCUAUUCUUGUUCUGAGAAAUGAAGGCUAUUCCAUGCGAGAAAUUGCCAAGAAACUGAAGAUCUCGUACAACGCUUUGUACUACUCCCUUCACAGAACAGCGCAAACUGGCUCUAACCAGAAUAGAAAGAGGAGUGGGAGGUCCCGGUGCACAACUGAGCAAGAGGAUAAAUAUAUUAGAGUGUCUAAUUUGAGAAACAGACGCCUCACAAUUCCUCAACUGGCAGCUUCAUUAAAUAGUACCCGCAAAACACCAGUCUCAACGUCAACAGUGAAGAGGCAACUCCGAGAUGCUGACCUUCUAGGCAGAGUUACAAAGAAAAAGCCAUAUCUCAGACUGGCCAAUAAAAAGAAAAUAUUAAGAUGGGCAAAAGAACACAGACACUGGACAGAGGAAGAUUGGAAAAAAGUAUUAUGGACAGACAAAUCGAAGUUUGAGGUGUUCACAAAGAAGAGCAUUUGUGAGAUGCAGACCAAAUGAAAAGAUGCUGGAGGAGUGCUUGAUGCCAUCUGUCAAGCAUGGUGGAGGCAAUGUGAUGGUCUGGUGGUGCUUUGGUGGUGGUAAAGUGGGAGAUUUGUACAGGGUAAAAGGGAUCUUGAAGAAGGAAGGCUAUCACUCCAUUUUGCAACGCCAUGCCAUACCCUGUGGACGGCGCUUGAUUGGAGCCAAUUUCCCCCUACAACAGGACAAUGACCCAAAGCACAGCUCCAAACUAUGCAAGAACUAUUUAGGGAAGAAGCAGUCAGCUGGUAUUCUGUCUAUAAUGGAGUGGCCAGCACAGUCAUCGGAUCUCAACCCUAUUGAGCUUGAGCUGUUGUGGGAGCAGCUUGACCGUAUGGUAUGUAAGAAGUGCACACCAAGCUAAUCCAACUUGUGGGAGGUACUUCAGGAAGCAUGGGGUGAAAUCUCUUCAGAUUACCUCAACAAAUUGACAACUAGAAUGCCAAAGGUCUGCAAGGCUGUAAUUGCUGCAAAUGGAGGAUUCUUUGACGAAAGCAAAGUUUGAAGGACACAAUUAUUUAAAUUACAAAUCAUUAUUUCUAACCUUGUCAAUGACUACAUGUCCUAUUCAUUUUGCUAUAUUUGCUAUUCAAACUCAUUUCAUGUAUGUUUUCAUGUAAAACACAGAUAUUUCUAAUUGACCCCAAACUUUUGAACGGUAGUGUAGGUAGGGGUAAAGUGACUAUGCGUAGAUAAUAAACAGCGAGUAGCAGCAGCGUAAAAAAGGGGGGAGGUCAAUGCAAAUACUCCGGGUAGCCUUAUGGCUUGGGGGUAGAAGCUGUUUAGAAACCUGACACCGCCUAGUAUAGAGGUCCUGGAUGGCAGGAAGCUUGGCCUCAGUGAUGUACUGGGCCGUACGCACUACCCUCUGUAGCGCCUUGCGGUCGGAGGCCGAGCAGUUGCCAUACCAGGCAGUGAUGCAACCAGUCAGGAUGGUGCAGCUGUAUAAGUUUUUGAGGAUCUGAAGACCCAUGCCAUAUCUUUUCAGUCUCCUGAGGAAUAGGCGUUGUCGUGCCCUCUUCACGACUGUCUUGGAGUGUUUGGACCAUGAUAGUUUGUUGGUGAUGUGGAGACCAAGGAACUUGAAGAUCUCAACCUGCUCCACUACAGCCCUGUCGAUGAGAAUGGGGGCGUGCUCGGCCCUCCUUUUGCUGUAGUCCACGAUCAUCUCCUUUGUCUUGAUCACGUUGAGGGAGAGGUUUUUGUCCUGGCACCACACUGCCGUCGGCAAACUUAAUGAUGGUGGUUAUCAAUGAUAAAUUAUGAAUUUUGUGUUGUUGUCAUUUGUAUUAGAGAGCUGUUGUGUAGUCAGUGUUAUUCUAAGUGAGCCCUGAAGACGUUGUGAGAAUGCUCUGGAGACAUUUCCAUCACAUUAACCUUUACUACAGCUGGGGGCAGGAGAGGAGGAAGGAGAGGAGCCAGAGAUGGUACAGACAUGGAGGAAGGAGAGGAGAGAGGGAUGGUACAGAUAUGAAGGAAGGAGAGGAGAGAGGGAUGGUACAGAUAUGAAGGAGAGGAGAGAGGGAUGGUACAGAUAUGAAGGAGAGGAGAGGAGAGAGGGAUGGUACAGAUAUGAAGGAAGGAGAGGAGAGAGGGAUGGACAGAUAUGAAGGAAGGAGAGGAGAGAGGGAUGGACAGAUAUGGAGGAAGGAGAGGAGAGAGGGAUGGUACAGAUAUGAAGGAGAGGAGAGAGGGAUGGACAGAUAUGAAGGAAGGAGAGGAGAGAGGGAUGGACAGAUAUGAAGGAAGGAGAGGAGAGAGGGAUGGACAGAUAUGAAGGAAGGAGAGGAGAGAGGGAUGGUACAGAUAUGAAGGAAGGAGAGGAGAGAGGGAUGGUACAGAUAUGAAGGAAGGAGAGGAGAGUGGGUUGGUACAGACAGGGAGGCUGCAUUGAUUCUGUCUCUGGAAAGCUAAGGGGCAUGUUAGACUUGAUAGUAAAUGUCAGUGGACAUCAGGUGCCCUAUUCUAUAGAUCUCAGGCGUGCGUGUGUGUGCGUGCGCGAGUGUAUGUGUGUGUGUGCGUGCCUUUUUUCAUGAAUGAAAGUCACAAAAUUAAACAAACACGUUCCCAAACCCUUAGAGAUUAAUCUGAACUCAGAUGGGGAGUGACAGUGACAAAUUCGGGAGAGGGCUAUAGACACAUGUAAAUAUCAGUAAACGUGAUGACACAUAUUUAAUCUCAGCCCCAUCGUGUCACACUGUGUGCUAUUCCCUUGUUUGGGACUGAUGAUUAAUAUGUAGAGCAAUAGUUUGUUUGAAGUCGUCACCAGUGAAGUAUGCCACUAUGAAUAAUGAAGAGUGAGCACUAUGUUUUAGUAAUGAUGCUUGUCCUUGUCUCUGUCCCUCCCUCUUUCCCCCCUAUAUUUUCUACUUUUCUUUCUGUCUUUCUUCUUGUGUUUCUCUCCCUUCUUCUCUUCACCUCUUGUCUUACUUGAUCCUCGUUCAUCCUCUCUUUCUCUCUCUCAGCCGGAGAUGGACUCCAGGGUGAACGGAGUGUCGUCCCCCAGCAUGCAAGAACAAGGGGCCCUCACCGAACACACAGGUCGGUUCAACACACAAACACACACACACACACACACACACAUACACCCACACACACAGUGUGCUAAACUGGUGUGUUUAUGUGUGUGUGUUUCAGAUGAGCUGUUGGACCACCCACACAACCGCAGCUCUGACCUGGCAGACAUCAUGGAACAGAUAAACCACACCUUCCCUGCAUGCAGUCGUAAGUCCUCUCCUUUAACUCAAACUCUUCCUCCCUCUCCUCCCAUCUUCCCUCUGUUUACCUCCCUCUCCUCUUCCAUUCUCCUCGCCUCCUCUCACUCACUACAGUGAGGGAAAAAAGUAUUUGAUCCCCUGCUGAUUUUGUACGUUUGCCCACUGACAAAGACAUGAUCAGUCUAUAAUUUUAAUGGUAGGUUUAUUUGAACAGUGAGAGACAGAAUAACAACAAAAAAAUCAAGAAAAACGCAUGUCAAAAAUGUUAUAAAUUAAUUUGCAUGUUAAUGAGGGAAAUAAGUAUUUGACCCCUCUGCAAAACAUGACUUAGUAUUUGGUGGCAAAACCCUUGUUGGCAUUCACAGAGGUCAGACGUUUCUUGUAGUUGGCCACCAGGUUUGCACACAUCUCAGGAGGGAUUUUGUCCCAUCCCUAAUAAUAAUAAUAAUAAUCCCUCUUUGCAGAUCUUCUCCAAGUCAUUAAGGUUUCGAGCUUGGCAACUCGAACCUUCAGCUCCCUCCACAGAUUUUCUAUGGGAUUAAGGUCUGGAGACUGGCUAGGCCACUCCAGGACCUUAAUGUGCUUCUUCUUGAGCCACUCCUUUGUUGCCUUGGCCGUGUGUUUUGGGUCAUUGUCAUGCUGGAAUACCCAUCCACAACCCAUUUUCAAUGCCCUGGCUGAGGGAAGGAGAUUCUCACCCAAGAUUUGACAGUACAUGGCGCCGUCCAUCGUCCCUUUGAUGCGGUGAAGUUGUCCUGUUCCCUUAGCAGAAAAACACCCCCAAAGCAUAAUGUUUCCACCUCCAUGUUUGACGGUGGGGAUGGUGUUCUUGGGGUCAUAGGCAGCAUUCCUCCUCCUCCAAACACGGCGAGUUGAGUUGAUGCCAAAGAGCUAGAUUUUGGUCUCAUAUGACCACAACACUUUCACCCAGUUCUCCUCUGAAUCAUUCAGAUGUUCAUUGGCAAACUUCAGACAGGCCUGUAUUUGUGCUUUCUUGAGCAGGGGGACCUUGCGGGCGCUGCAGGAUUUCAGUCCUUCACGGCGUAGUGUGUUACCAAUUGUUUUCUUGGUGACUAUGGUCCCAGCUGCCUUGAGAUCAUUGACAAGAUCCUCCCGUGUAGUUCUGGGAUGAUUCCUCACCGUUCUCAUGAUCAUUGUAACUCCACGAGGUGAGAUCUUGCAUGGAGCCCCAGGCCGAGGGAGAUUGACAGUUAUUUUGUGUUUCUUCCAUUUGCGAAUAAUCGCACCAACUGUUGUCACCUUCUCACCAAGCUGCUUGCCGAUGGUCUUGUUGCCCAUUCCAGCCUUGUGUAGGUCUACAAUCUUGUCCCUGACAUCAUUGGAGAGCUCUUUGGUCUUGGCCAUGGUGGAUAGUUUGGAAUCUGAUUGAUUGCUUCUGUGGACAGGUGCCUUUUAUACAGGUAACAAACUGAGAUUAGGAGCAUUCCCUUUAAGAGUGUGCUCCUAAUCUCAGCUCGUGGGAGCCAGAAAUCUUUCUGAUUGAGAGGGGGUCAAAUACUUAUUUCCCUCAUUAAAAUGCAAAUCAAUUUAUAACAUUUUUGACAUGCGUUUUUCUGGAUUUUUUGUUGUUAUUCUGUCUCUCACUGUUCAAAUAAACCUACCAUUAAAAUUAUAGACUGAUCAUUUCUUUGUCAGUGGGCAAACGUACAAAAUCAGCAGAGGAUCAAAUACUUUUUUCCCUCACUCGAUCUCUCACUCUAUGUCCCUCUUCUCUCAUUCUGUCUUUCCUUCUCCUCUCCUCUCUCUCCUCUUCUUCCUCUGCCCCUUGUUUUCUCAUUCUCUCCAUCAUCCUCCGCUCUACCUCACCUUUCUUCUACUCCUCCUCCUCCUCUCCCCUCUCUAUUCCAUUCCCACUCUUUCUCUCACUCAGCACUUAGCUAGUGUGUGUGUGGGUGGUGGUGUUGGGCUGGAGCAGGUUAUAUUCUUCACAGUAAAACAGUUGCUGUCCCUGUGGGGUUCCCUACUCUCCACUAGUCUUUAUUGUUUAAUUCAACAGUCAUGUCUUUGGAGCUGAAAAUAAAAGGCAAGCUAUGUCAUCUUCUCUGUUUAGAUGCAAUAUUGAUAAUGUGCAAAGUGACUGCAGUGAGGAGAGAAGUUUGAAACACUCUCACACAGUCAACUUAUACAUAGCGCCUAGAGCUUCUUCUGGCCAUGUGACCUGGCCCUAGGUAUCCAGUAAAAUUGAGGAAGAAAUACGCUCCAUGGGUAUCAUAAAAUGAGAAAAAUAGUGUUGGAUUAGUGAAUUACCUCAAAGUGACUUUAAAUUGCAUUUGAAUGAGUUGAAAAUCUAUCUGGAGUUUAGUUAAAAAUCUAUUAUAAUUUAGAGGGUGCUGCGGGGAUAUCAAUACUGGUUUACUGCUCACCUGGCAGGCAUAAUGGCUCAACGAUCUGAACAUCCAUCUCAACAACACUUAAAGAUAAUACUUAGCUUAUGACUGUGUGUAGGAGGGGCCCAUGUGCAGCUGAAGUUAGGCUUCAACCAAUCAGUUUUGAUGCAUGGAGUAAGGUUGCAAAGGGAGGGUAUAUUACUAGAAAUGUUCCAAGUUUACCAGUAAACUACCAGAAAUGUGGUAUCUUUCAAGGAUUUUAUGUCAUCUAUCUGAAGACAUCUAUUGGCACUUUAGGAUACUUCAGAUUUGUACAGGUGUCUGUAAUUAUCUCUGGCCCUAUGUGUGGCCUUAUCACAUGUCAAAUAUAUGAAAUUAUUAAAUAAGAUGAUUUUAAAAUUUAAAAAAUGAAUUACAAAGCUGUAAAACAUUAUCCUAACUAUAAACCAUCAUCUUAGUGAAAUAACAUCAAAUAUCCUUUAUAAAUUUUUAACACACUAUUUUACUAUGUCAGUAUGUAUUUGUUGUCAAUGUUUUGGCAUCAAACUGUUGGCAGUUGUGAAAAAAGUCAAUAGUUGGACGAGUUGCAGAUGUAACUGAAAAUAAUGAAAUGUUUUAUUAAAUGCUUUUUUCAUUAAUUAGUCUAUUUUCUCUUGAACGAUAAGGUCUAUCUACUAGAAACUCAUGGACAAUAUGGAGACCGAUAUAAAUUUUUUUUUAUGGAGACCUAUAUAUGAAUACAUGUUUUAAAUGUUUUUCAAGUACAAGUUACCAAAGUUACGGUAGAUUGCCAUAGAUUUUCUGUUAAUAACCAAAAUUACUGAAGAUUCCUGUACUACCGGUAGCUUUGCAACCCUAGCAUGGAGGUUGCAAAGAGUCAAUAUUGUGUUUUUUCUCACAAAGUUGUUUCUGUUUCUCUUGUAGCUUCAAGCCUCUCCUCGAGACCACAGGUAAGCUAUAUUUCCCAUCCACCUGCAUAUUGGCCGUUUCACUCAGGACCUGAGAAGAGUAAAUUACCUGGAGCUCAUUUCAUGAAGGUUAAAUGAGUGCAAAUGAAAAAAAAGGUAUACUGUUGCUAGCUACUUGGCAGGCAGUCCAACUGUUCAAGGAACUGAAUGUGUAAGAGAUUCAGCCACUCUCUGAAGGAAAAUGGCAGUUUGGUGCUUUUCAAGGGGUG